GAUUGCUUCGUAAAACAAUUCACCUAUAGCUUUAGUAAUCGGAAGAGCCAGUGUGGAGUUCCGACGAAAAAGCUGCGGGAGUUCCAAAAUAACUAUUUACAGGAACACUGUUGUGUUACACGACUGCGAAAUCCUGCGGAAAAUAUUACGCGUUAACAUAGAGAUUCAUUUUGAAAAGUGGAUUCGUACUAAUUGAAAGUAAACGAACAGCCACAUGUAGUGGAUUCUGUUUUCUUACGUUCUCUCGAUAUUCUCUAGGCGAAAUUCCAAGAGGUAGCAUGAAAAUACAUGAAAAAUUAAGGGAAGACGUGUACUGUUUUUUGACUUUCCCCCAUAUAAGCUCCCAUAUAAGCUGUAUAGGAGAGAUUUGUGUUGAAUAAGCAAUCGUUCAAAAAGUAAAGGUUACGUAGUCGACUGCUGUAGCUCUUCCGUUUUGUGGUGGCAUGAUAGAUCGACAACACUCGGCUGCUACAUGUCGAACGUGAGCUCAGGUGUGGAUCCUUCAGGGCUGCUGGAGGCAGCCAAAACACUCUCAAGACCCGCUGAGGAAUUUGUCAAUCAUCAGGAUGUCGAACUUCAAUGGGCAAUUAAGGCUUCUGAGCACAUGGAAAUUCAUUUCAGUUUGUUAAAAGCUGUCGAUCCAAAGUUUCUCAAACUGACUCCUGUUGAUCAGCAGCUGCUGGAAGAUUUCAACGUAACAUUUGGCAAGCAGGUUAAUCUCGCAAAAAUCGAUGAAAUAGCUCUAAAGAGCGAGGAAUCGAAGGCACUUUGGCGCGACUUUUGCAACCGGUACCAAGAACUUGUGGAGGACUUCAAUUUUGCCACGAUCCUUCGCCUUGAUUCAUCUGAAGAUUACAGUCAGGAAAACACAACGUUAGUGCCGCGUGUUCAGUUUUUGGCCAUCGAAAUAGCAAGAAAUCGUUUUGGUCUCAACGACGAUAUUCGCAGGAAAUUUGGAUCAAUUUCGGCAACGGAAACGCAGUCAUAGGAAGUUCUAAACUAGCAUUGGCCC
Messenger RNA from Varroa destructor (honeybee mite), 1012 nucleotides. Its product is annotated as protein PBDC1. The record is from RefSeq and is a predicted model, not a curated record. Lineage: Eukaryota; Metazoa; Arthropoda; Arachnida; Mesostigmata; Varroidae. Gene Ontology annotation, cellular component: cytoplasm.